GUCUCAAUAUUCCCGACUUGGCUACUUGGCUGUAGUAGCACACGUCCAAACACGUGCAAACAUGACGGAUCUGCGCUCACCACUGAAGAGCAUACUGAAUUUUCGCGAUGUCAGCGAAUUCGUCAACAAGGCUACUAGGUCAAAUCGCCUGAGAACUGGAUUACUGUACCGGGGUGCUCGUCCUGACGAAUCAUCCUUCCAAGACCGGCAGAGACUCACAAAGGAGUAUGGUGUGAAGAGCAUCAUUGAUCUUCGAACAAAAACGGAGCACAUAGAACAGGCGCAAAAACGAGACGCAAAGGUCAAGGCCUCAGCAGCAGUUCCCCAAACCAACGAUGACGUAGCCGAGCCUCUGAAGAUACCUGGAGUUACCUAUCACGAGAUCAAUUUCAACGGAUCUGCCUUCUCCCGUAUGCUGCUUUCGAAGCUAUCUUGGUUGGAGUUCCUCCGGCUUGUAGGCCUGAUGGUAUUCGGGUAUCGUCUAGACGCCAUCAAAAUCUUGGCCCCCCAUAUGGAAGAGAUGGGACUUGUAGGACUAGCUACGAGCUCUCUGGACGUUUGCACUCGUGAGAUGAAGCAAGUCUUCGACGUCUUGGCAGACGAAGUGAAUUGGCCUGUUUUAGUCCACUGCACCCAAGGCAAAGACCGAACAGGGCUGGUGGUUAUGCUUGUGUUGUUCCUGCUUGGGGUUGAUCAAGAGGUCAUUGAGAAAGACUACGUACUUUCAGAGUCGGAACUCGCACCCGAGAAGGAGCAGAGAAUGAAGGAGAUCGGAUCGAUUGGAUUGUCUGAGCAGUUCGCUGUCUGUCCGCUAGAUGUGGUGACGAGCGUGCAUUCGCACCUUCAGGAGAAGUACGGCGGUACUGAGGAGUACUUGGAGAAGAUCGGCGUCAAUAAAGACACGGUGGACUUGGUGAAGCGGAAGCUGCUAGCAGAUGCUUUGGAAACAUAGUGCGUCUGCACAAACGGUGUUGUGCAAUCCUGCUACCACUACCAGUUAUAACAUACGGUAGCCUGUAUAUUUUAGAUGCUGCCAAGAUUGCCAGAAUCGGGUCUUCGGCGAUCGAAAGAACUUUCACAGUAUCCUAAAGGUAAGCUGCUCACCAUGGUACUCCAGAACUUGAUCAGAUUUCAGCGUCCACCAUCCCAUCGUUACGCGUGGCUGGAAAAUAAAGGC
Messenger RNA from Cucurbitaria berberidis CBS 394.84, 1177 nucleotides. RefSeq lists its product as uncharacterized. The transcript has 4 exons. The record is from RefSeq and is a predicted model, not a curated record. The coding region runs from base 62 to 952 and encodes 296 amino acids. Gene Ontology annotation, biological process: dephosphorylation. Gene Ontology annotation, molecular function: phosphoprotein phosphatase activity. NCBI's taxonomy places the organism in Eukaryota, Fungi, Ascomycota, Dothideomycetes, Pleosporales, Cucurbitariaceae.